This is a messenger RNA of Cryptotermes secundus, 2788 nucleotides long. RefSeq lists its product as uncharacterized. The record is from RefSeq and is a predicted model, not a curated record. Bases 273 to 983 code for a protein of 236 amino acids. The transcript is spliced from 5 exons. NCBI's taxonomy places the organism in Eukaryota, Metazoa, Arthropoda, Insecta, Blattodea, Kalotermitidae.
UACAACUUCCUUCACUCGUUUCCAUGGCUUGAUAUUUAAUUAAUUACACUCAGGGACUACUUUCAUUUCGGUUAAUUUUACUAAUGCUGCUAUAAAAAUAUUAUGUUUUCUGUCUCUACUUGAGAUUUCGACGUUCUCUUUCCAUAUUCCAUGACCUCUGUAGAUUGUAGAUAAGCAUUUUCCUGUGAUAAGGAAAUCUGUCAAGUGAGGGAACUGGCAAAACUCCGAUGUGAAUUUCCGGUGUCGGCUGGCUUGCUCAUUCUUCUCCCAGCAUGGAGUGGACAGGCGCAGCAUGGCGUGUGUAUUCUCUAGCCGUGGUUUUGUCUAUGACCAGUGGUGAUGAUGUUUACGAUGACAUCUACAGUGAGCAAGUAAGCUGUUUGCCAAAUUUGGCUGACAAGUGUUUCAGUGAUGUAUACAUGAAUCUGGCUUGUCACCUUGAUCCUACAGCACCGAAAUAUUGUGAGAAGCGUGACGUGAAAGAUCUGUGCAGUGCCAGUUCAGAUGCCCUCUCUUGUGCUCAAGAUAUAAUUGAUACAUCAUGUAAACCAGAGGAAGGCAGAAAUGAAUUUGAUGCCUGGAUACAAGGACUCCAAGGAAUUUACAGCUCUAUCUGUGUAGACAAUUUUGACAAACUGAAAACAUUGCUAAAUACAGCUACAUGUUGGGACAGUUUAACAUUUCUUAAAUGUGUGGAAAGAGCGACAAAAAUUGGGCACAUUGUAGAUCUACUGCAUUCAAAACUGGACUUAAACAGAUGCAGCUAUUUAAUGAUUGCAAUGGCUACUUGCAAUGCAAAGGCAACGAAUCCAGGGCAGUCAUGUCAUUCAUCACAAGACAUCAUUAAUGAAGCUAUCCAUGCUUUCUUCACACGCACAAAAUGUGGGCAGUUGGAAUUUUGUUCCUUCAGCUCACACCCUAAACUUAAAGCAUCGAUUGCACUGGCAGUGGGCACAAUGUAUUUGAAACUUCACCUGACCUGAACACAACACAUCAAAUUCUUCAGUAUACUUCCGUGUGCUUUGUAAGUUUGCCCUCAUAAAAUCAUUGAAUCAUCCUAUGAACACAACUGUGAAAACUAAGAUUCAGAUUUUCUACUUGCCCAUCUGAAGAUUAUGGAUGUGCAUACACCAAUUUUUCAAGCCAAGGAUAACAAUGCAAGGAAUUCAUAUUCUCUCUCAAGUCCAAGAAACAGUUCUUGUAAUUAAGAAAAUAACUGAAUUUCUAUGAUACUAAUAUACAAUUUAACAUAUCUUAUUUUAAUGGGCACAGAAUAGAAGAAUAUCUUUGUAUCUUAAGAUGUAUUGAAUGUCUUGAUGCUAAUUAUGUUAUGGCCUCAUUAGAAUUAAUAGUUGCUAUGAAGCUGGAUGCACAGAAGUUGAAAACUAAUCAUGGUCAAGGGGUAAUAUUUGUGGUGUUAACAAGAGUUCACGUUUUAUUUUGAUGUGUUGAAAAAAUUAUAAACUGCUCACUGUUAUACCAACAGUGCCAAAAAUAUUGCUUAAUAUAAUUGCUAUGUGACCUGCACGUAAUUUCUUCAUACAGUAAAUUUUUGAUUAUCUGCUCUGUGCAUUAACUGAGUGAGAGUUUUGAAAGCCCUUAGUUCAUGAUUUCUCAGACAAGAUCAUGAUCCUCCCAGGGGGAUAGAGGAGGGUAACUAAAUUCUCAUGUAUUAUUCAAAAUGUUCUGUCAUUUUGUCCACAUUCAAUUUAAGUCAUGAAGUCAGAAAGAUUAUAGUAAAUAUGAUCUAAAAAUUUGUGACAAUGGUACAUUAGUACAAAUAUUAUUCAUUCAUUCAUUCAUUUAUUUCAUUUCCAUAAAUCCAUACAGAAUCAAGUUCCAUGAGAUGUGGAAAUAGUCAAGUUUGAAUCUUAACAUAGAUACAAGAAAAAUAUAGAAAAACAAGUUAUAGAAAUAAAUUCAAGAAUACAUAAAUUAAUAUAAUUACAUUUCAAAAUAACAAUUAGUAUAUAGUAAGCAAUCAUAUUUCUGCCAAGGCCCUUUAUAUAUAUUGUUAUGUUAAUUGUAAUAAUAAGUGAACAAUUAAUAAUUACUUUAGCAAAAUAAAAUCAUCUAUUAAAAAAUUCAUCAAGUGUGUAGAAGGAAUUAUUACUCAAAAAGUCCUUCAAUUUGACUUUAAAUUGAUUAGGUAUGGAAACAAUUUCUUUAAGAUUAUAAGGGAGUGCAUUAAAGAACUUCACCGCCAUGUGGGACACGCCCCUACCAUAUACAGCCAGAUUCACCUGGUUCAUAUGUAGAUCCAUUCUCCGUCUAGUUAAUAAAUCAUGAUAGUCAUUGUUUAGAGCAAACUUGUCUCUAUUUUUAACAAUGAACGUCAUCAGUAAGUAUACAUAUUUAGCUCUUAAAGGGAGUAUAUUUAAUUCCCUGAAACUUUCUACACAAUUGUUUAUAUCCACAACCAACCAUUAAUCGUAUAGCUCUUUUUUGCAUCCUAAAAACCUUUUCAGCAGAAGCUGAAUUACCCCAGAAUAUCAAGCCAUAGGACAUGACAGAAUGGAAAUAAGAGUUAUAAAUAAUUUUCAGGGUAGUAAUAGUCAUUAUGGGUUUCAUGUUCCUUAUCAUAUAACAAGCUGAACUCAGCCUAGUUAACAGCUCAUCAAUAUGUCUUUCCCAAUUCAUAGUUCUAGUAAUAGUUAUACCAAGGAAUUUAAGAUCGUAAGAGCUCGUGAUUUGUUUUGGAGAUAGGGAGAGAGGGACUAGCUCUAUUGAUUGGGCCCAACCAAGUAGGUUUUACCUGAAGAUGGAGACAGAAUCCAGUCUCCAAAAU